AUCCCACAAAAUUAGUUACCAAAAAUGUCAUUAUUUAAUUACACGCAAUGGUGGCUGACUUUAUUCUUCCCCUUUCUGUAAGGAAUAAAUGUCGGCCCUUGGGCUUUGCACACUUCUACUCACAAAAUUAUUCUCAUGUCAUUAGUCUUACGUUUCAGCCUUCCAAAGGAAAAAACAGGGUUGAAACUUAGGAAAAGUAAAGAAAAGGCUAGCUUUUUUUCUUCUGGGUUUAUUCCAUAGCCAAUCAAUUUCUUUCUUUCUGCCAAAGUUCUGGCCUUUUCUCCAAUAUCAUUAAAUUAAGGUUUUCCAAUCAAUAUUUUACAUCUGGGUAUUUUUUUUUAUUAAUCAAACAAGAAUGACCCACAGAACAAUCCAACAAUGGAUGAAGCUUCUAUUUCUCAUGGGUAUGUUUUUGAAAACACAAGGCUUAUAUGUGGGAAUCACAUAUGUCAAAAGUGCAGUGGCUAAAGGAGCUGUUUGUUUGGAUGGAAGUCCUCCUGCGUACCAUUUACAUAGAGGACAUGGAAGUGGUAUCAAUAGUUGGUUGGUUCAUGUGGAGGGUGGAGGUUGGUGCAAUAAUGUCACAAGUUGUCUAGUACGCAAGUACACACACUUAGGCUCAUCCUGGAAAAUGGACAAACAGCUUGCCUUUUCCGGAAUUCUGAGCAACAAUCCAAUCUUCAAUCCAGAUUUCUACAAUUGGAACAGAGUCAAAAUUCGAUAUUGUGAUGGCGCAUCAUUCACAGGAAAUGUCGAAUCUGUCAAUCCUGCUACCAAGCUGUACUUCCGCGGUGCCAGAAUUUGGCACGCAGUCAUUCAAGAUUUAAUGUUCAAAGGAAUGAAGAAUGCUAAAAACGCCAUCCUUUCUGGGUGUUCAGCUGGUGGUCUGACUUCCAUUUUACAUUGCGAUAACUUUCGAGCUCUUCUACCCGUUGGUACUAAAGUAAAGUGCCUCUCAGAUGCUGGCUACUUCAUCAAUGUGAAAGAUGUCUCCGGAGCAUCACAUAUUGCAUUGUAUUUCGACCAAAUUGUCAAAUUACAUGGAUCAGUCAAGAAUCUGCCAGCAUCUUGCACUUCAACUUUGAGGCCUGAUUUGUGCUUCUUCCCGCAAUACAUGGCACAAAAGAUUAGGACACCUCUCUUUAUACUAAAUGCGGCAUAUGAUUCAUGGCAGAUUAAGAACAUAUUAGCACCAGGAGUUGCUGAUCCUCAUGGCUUAUGGUCUGACUGCAAAACAAACAUUAUGAAUUGCUCAACCAACCAACUUACUGUCAUGCAAGAUUUCAGGAAAGAGUUUUUAAACGCGAUAGGAAGGCUAGGAAGAUCGCCGUCCAGAGGACUGUUCAUAAACUCGUGCUACGCCCAUUGCCAAACCGAAAUACAAGAAACAUGGUUUAGCCAUAACUCCCCUGCUUUACAAAAAACAAGAAUAGCAGAUGCAGUUGGAGACUGGUUUUAUGACAGGAGACAUUUUCAGAGGAUAGAUUGUCCAUACCCUUGUGAUACAAGUUGCCAAAAUCGAAUUUUUGAGCCUCAAGAACCACAUCAUCAUCAUAAACAUACGUGGUGAUCCAAUUGGUGCUUGUGAACCAAUAUUAGAGGCACGACACUUGACGUUUUAAUCUCAUUUGGUGAUAUUACAUACCCGGUCGUACAACGUGGAAUUCAUGCAUCAAGGGUAUGAUUCUUAUACAUACUUUAUAUAUAUUAAUAUAUGCAUGAGAUCUUGUUGUAGAUGUAAAGAAAUAUGUUUCUUGAAAUUCCGCUUAACGCAUCUAUAUUCCUACAAAAAUAACAGUCUUCCUCCCUAUUAAUAAUUAAUAAAAAUAAAAAAAACGAAAGACCAAACCGCCAUCUCAGAUGACGGUUUUAUUAUUAACAAAAAUUAAAAAAAAAAAGAAAAUAAGCCAGGAUAAAUCGACAUCUCAGAUGAUGGUUUUUGUUAAAGCUAAAAACGUUAUUUCAGAUAGCGAUUUUGUCUGGCAGAUUUUUUUUUUAAAAAAGAUUCAUCACGUGGAUAAACCGACCCGAAAUCAACCCGAUAACCCGAAUGAACACCUCUACUUUUUUUUUCAUUAGCUAGAUCUAAUUUACUAUGCACAUCUGAAUCUCGACUUCUAGUAGGUAAUUUUAAAUAUUAAAAUAUGCAUUAUAACCAUUUAAAGUAGGUAUUUUUAUGUACUAAAGUAUGUGUUAAACCAUUUAAAGUAGAUACUUUUAUUUAUGUAUUAAAGUAGGUGUUUUAACAAUUUAAAUUAGGUAAUUUUAAGUAUUAGGUGUUUUAAUUUAGAGUUAAUUACGAAUUACAGUCUUAAUGUUUAGUGGUUUCGCGAAUUACAAUCUUAAUGUUUUUUUUUUCGAAUUACAUCCUCCAUAGUUGAUUUUUGACCACUUUUCAGGCCAGGUGACCAGAUCCGUAAAAAAUGAUUGGUUGACCAGCGUUUUUACCUUUGACUUUUUCUCUUUGCAUUGAAUUAACUUUUGUGGGUUAACAUUAUAUUAUUAUUUUACUGCACCAUAUUUAAUUCCCCCUCCCCCCCAUUUACCCCUCCAUGUUCUGUCACCAUCAACAUCAAGCUUUUCGAAAAAAUUAUUGGUGUUCAUUUAUCCGCUAUUACUGAGCUUCAGGAAAGGUAACUUCUCCUUCUUUUCGUCUUGUUUUAUUAACUAAAUUUUGGUAUUUGGUGUUUAAUUAUGCUAUAAUUUCAACAUUUGGGGCUAUUUGGUUUUUAAUUUCUGAUUUUUGAAGUUCUAUUCUUCACUUAGAAUAUUUAUGGUUUCUGAAGAUUAACCAUAUAUGUUGUUGAAUUUUGCCACUACAGAUGACAAUCUCAAAUGAUUCAGUAAAAACUGAAACACUGAAAGAAAAUUAAAGAGAAAGGGAAGUAAAAAACAAAUAACUCAUCUGGUAUAAGACUGUCUCACCAUGAGACGGACUCGUAUAAUUAGUUUAUUUUUGUAAUUCAUUACUUUAAAGUUGUAAAUGAUUACUUUAACAUACUUAAUGUAUAAGAGGCAACCCAAUAGAGUUGGUCUCACACUCUUACUAUAACACUGUCUCAUUUAAGAAUUUGUGAAAACUAAAACCUAAAAAUUUCCUACUUAUACUAAUAGGUUACAUGGGAAACAAUCUUUCCAAAAAUCUUAUUUUUAACUUGAGCCAAGACGUGAGAAGACGUGUAUGGCUCUAGAAGACUGGGGACAAGUCGUCCCCUGUAAAGCGGCGGUUCGUCGCAUAAUUGUAGCUUUUAGAAUUAAUUAUUUUCAAUGAUGUGAUUUUUAGAUUUUUGAAUGUUCUUAAGAAUGUCCAAUAGCUUUUUAUCUUCUAUAAGUAAAUACUUGGAUUUUAAAUCCACGUGGAUGUGAUUUUAGAUAUACCAAUGCUUUUGCUUGUUCAAUACAGGUUGGAUUGCCACCCUUCAUAAAGGUAUGAUCAAGGUUUUGUGCUUUGAGAUAUGUCAUUGCAUCAAUUGUCCAUUUUAGGCAUCUUUGCACGUAAAUGUAAAGAAUUUUAAAGUCUCUGUUUGCGCUUCUUACCAUUAUUCCGAUUAAAUCUCAUUAGUUGUAAUAAUAUUUGAGAAACAUUUAUGCAUGAGUUAUGCUAUAAUAUUUGCAUAUCAAUUGAAUGUAAGCCACAACAAUUUGAGUGUUCCAAUCUGUAAUAAAAGGUUAGAGGUUUAAAAAAAAUAUAUUUUUAAAAGAAAUAUUAAAGAAAUAUUGUAAAUUUCUUAAAAAAAAAAAAUACUUUUAUGGUUAGUAGUAUAAGUAAUUAAUUACUUAAGAGGUGUCAUAAGUUAGGCAUCAAAUACUUAUUAUCCUCAUUAUUAUUUCAUUUUGCUCAUUAAACACACGGUGAUAAAAUUACAUUAAGAAGUAUAUAUUUUAUGAAAACGUUUUUGAAGUUUUAAAUUAUAUGCAUAGUAGCUUGAAACCCAUGCAAGCACAGAAAAUUAAAUUAUAUAAAAUAUUUUAUUAUUUUAAAAACUAUAGUUGCUUUUUUAUUAAUAAAAUAACAAU
Messenger RNA from Amaranthus tricolor (Joseph's coat), 4017 nucleotides. Its product is annotated as pectin acetylesterase 8-like. NCBI's taxonomy places the organism in Eukaryota, Viridiplantae, Streptophyta, Magnoliopsida, Caryophyllales, Amaranthaceae. The transcript has 14 exons. The coding region runs from base 356 to 1570 and encodes 404 amino acids. Gene Ontology annotation, biological process: cell wall organization. The record is from RefSeq and is a predicted model, not a curated record. Gene Ontology annotation, cellular component: plant-type cell wall. Gene Ontology annotation, molecular function: pectin acetylesterase activity.